Morus notabilis is the source of this 2147-nucleotide messenger RNA. RefSeq lists its product as uncharacterized. The record is from RefSeq and is a predicted model, not a curated record. NCBI's taxonomy places the organism in Eukaryota, Viridiplantae, Streptophyta, Magnoliopsida, Rosales, Moraceae. The transcript has 4 exons. Bases 276 to 2132 code for a protein of 618 amino acids.
GUAAUCAAGCCGUAUCAACAAGACUGCGGAUAUUGAGAAUUUCAAGUUUAGCCUUUUCUUUCGGGCGUGUGGCUCCAUCGGAAGCGUAUUGAGGCGUUUCACACGAAAACACGGCGAUUCCGCGCAGCUCAGGAGCAAAUCCAGCAUUUCUCCAAAUCUCCAUAGCUCUCUCUCUCUCCCUCUCUUUCUCUCUAUUUCUAUUUCUCAGAUAUGGUUCGGUUCAAAGCGUCUCUGAAGAAAUCUUGAAUCGCGAAGAUCGGAACUUUUUCUCGAGCAUGAAGUGGUCGCCAUGGCAGAGCAUAAAAAGCGGAGGAGAAACGAGGAAGCUCCAGGUGAAGGUGAGCCGAUUGGAGCUUCGAGGUUUCGAGUGUGAACCGGAGGAGAGAGAGAAAGCUGUGGCGCUAGAGGUCAAAUGGAGGGGCCCUAACAAUAACAAGCACGGACUGAAAUUGGUUCCGUUCUUCCACCGGAGAUCGUGGCGGAGGCAGAGGAAUUUCACCGCCAGGAGAUCAGGAUUCUGCCGAGGAGAAGCCGUCGCGUGGGACGAUGAGUUUACAAACAUCUGCGAAUUUCCGUUUGGCUCCGAUUGGAAUUUGGAUUUCAGGCUGUUAUAUGGAGAGAGAGAGGAAUCGGAGAGUAAAAUGGCGGUUGCGGGGAAGGUGUCGACGAAUCUAAGCAGAGACGGCGGAGAGAGUGAGAUUGAGAGAGAGCUUCCUAUGGUGUUCAAAGUCGGUGGCGGGAAUGGGUUGGCGGGAGAAGCUAUGCUGUCGGUCAGUGUGAGCUUUGUGGAAGUGCGAAAUUCAGAGUUCUCAACAGAAAUCGUUCAAUCCUCAAGCGACUACGAUUACGACAGAGAAAGGUUACUGAGCAGGUUGACAUAUUUCAGGAGCUUCAGAAAGAUGGGCAAAUCAGCAGCGAAGGCUACUUCUUCUCCGGAGGAAAACUGUAGCGACACGGACGAUUCGUCUGUGUUUCUCUCUGGUAGGGGUUCUCCGGAGAAUGGCGACUCGGAAUCGUCGCCAAGUCCCGAAACGCCGUCGAUAUUGGUUUGGAAAGAUGGGCUCUUUCCGUGGAAGAAAAGACGGUUAGGUGACUGGAGGAGACGGGUGAAGCCUGGAGGGCAGUUGACUAACUCUACUUCUGGAGUCAACAAUGGGAUUGAUAUUUUUGAACCGGAUUUCCCUGUGGGUCCCUUUCAGAAAGCAGAGUCCAAUGAGUUCUCAAGCGAAUUGGGAUAUGAUUGUCAAGAUUACUGGGACGUAAAGGAAUUAGUGAGCAAAGAUGGGCAAUCCAAGCUGAAAGCAAACUUCCUCUUUGCGCCCUUCGAUCAACUGAGCAAAAGGGCUAGCGGAGCGACUGCCUGCACAGCAAUAUCUGUAGUCAAUGCACACUGGCUCCACAACAACCGAGACCAAAUUCCAACCGGAUCCGAAUUCGGCAGCCUCAUUGUUCAAGGCUCCUUCGAGUGGCGGGGACUUUGUGAGCAAGAGGCUUACCGUAGUCUCUUCCCUGAUAAACAUUUUGACCUCGAAACCGUCCUGCGUGCUGAUAUCAGGCCGCUUGCUGUCCAGCCUGAGAAAUCUUUGAUCGGUUUCUUCAGCCCCGAUAAGUUCGAGACCUUGAAAGGAACCAUGUCGUUCGACCAGAUAUGGGAUGUGAUGAGUGUAGACACCAAUACCGCGGGUUUCGAGCCAAAGAUAUACAUUGUGAGCUGGAAUGACCAUUUCUUUGUGUUGAAGAUGGAAGAAGAUGCUUACUACAUAAUUGAUUCUUUGGGGUUAAGGCUCUAUGCGGGAUGCGACAGGGCCUACAUUCUCAAGUUUGACAAUUCCAGUGUCGUAUAUGGAAAGGAUGAAGAAGUUGAAGGCUCCGAUGAAUUGGCGAAACCGAUUUUCCACGGCAAAGAAUGCUGCAGAGAGUUCAUCAAAAGGUUUUUGGCUGCCCAAACUGUUCAGGAACUUGAAGAGGGAGACAAAAGGGGGAUGGUGUCUGCUUUGACUCUUUACCAGAGGCUUCAGAUUGAGUUCCAUUACACCUCCCGUACUCUUCAUCAGUCGCCAUCUUCUUCUGCAGAUUCUUCCACUCUCUCCCUAUGUUCCAGCGAAGACUCUUCAGAGUAUGAAACUAGCUAAGCUGACCAUGUAAAA